AUGAAACUGAGCCAAGCAACUAAGCAUUAUAUUACUCUUAUGAAUAAGUAUAAGGGAUUUAUUGAUACAUGGGAUGCAAUAUAUAAAUUGGAUACAGAAGAAAUAGAUUCAACAACAGUAUUAUACGAAGAAAUCAAGAACAACUUGAUUGAUACUGGAUAUUUUACAGCAAAAGAGAUGAUUGAUAUGAUAGGAAAAAUUUGCAAUGAGAGUUUACAUUAUCGUCGUGGGUACAUAGAGUUAAUGAAGAGAAUAAUUGAAGGAUAUCAAUGCACCGACAUUUAUAAUAUCUCAUUUCUUUCACAAUAUGAUGAUAUUAAAAUAAAUACACCUGAAUAUGCAAUAAUGAAUGAUAACGAAGAUGAAUUAUUGUAUCACUUGAAAAGUAAGAGACUUGACCUCACUAAAAUCCUUGAAAAAUGUUGUUUAAGAGGAGCAGUUAAUUGUUUCAAGUUAUUGCAAAAAGAAUUUGACGUAAAAAUCACCAAAAGAUGUCUUGAUGCUUCAUUUAAAGGUAACAAUCAACAUAUUAUUAAUGAGUGUUUGAAAGAAAAUGAACCUGAUAUAUAUACAACGGAAGCUGCAAUUGUAUCUCAUAACUUCGCUAAUUUAUAUAUCUUGUUGAACGAAUACGGGACAAAAAUCCAAAUGAUUGAUUGUGGAAUAUACAAAAAUCUUCAUGCAUUUAUUUAUCUUUUGGAUUUAUAUGAAAUUAUCAGCAAUGCGUUUGUAAUAUCUCCAUAUUUUCAUAUACCAUCUCUUUGUGAAUAUAUGAUUCAGAAUGGUGCGGAUAUUAAUUAUACAGAUGAAGAUGGCAUAAAUGGUCUUUUUUCAGCAGUAGUUGAAAAUCAAACAGAUAUUGUGUCAAAUUUGAUUUUAAAUAGAGUUAAUAUUAAUGCACUAGAUUCAGAGGCAUUUGAAAGUUUAAUUCAGAAAAACAAUAUAUUAAUGUUGGAGUUUCUUCUUUCACAUGGUGCCAAUGUUAACACCAGAAAUAGAGAACAAGGCCACUCAAUACUUCAUGUAGCUUGCGUAGAAAAUAAUAUCGAAGCUGUUAAUAUUCUAAUUUCACACGGCGCAAAUAUAAAUGAUAAUAGGAACAUUGUACAACAGACACCUCUUAUAUUUGCAUGUUCGCUUAAUCAUAAAGAAAUCGCUGAACUUCUGAUUUCACGUGGUGCAAACGUCACCAUGCAAGAUUAUGAAGGACAUUCUGUACUUCAUAUUGCAAUAGCUUCUAAUAUUGAACAAAGAGAUGGUACAUUUGAAGCAAAUUUGGAAAUUAAUCGAAACACCAAAGAUUUGAUUGAGCUUCUACUUUCAAAUGGUGCAAACGUCAAUGCAAGGGAUGAAGAUGGAUAUACACCUCUUCAUAUGGCAGUAAUGAGAUCUAGGGAUGCGUUAAACACGCCAUUUGACCGGGCGUACAUUUUUUUUGUUCGCCCAAAAAUUUCGCCAUUUGCGAAAUUCAAAAAUUAA
This is a messenger RNA of Trichomonas vaginalis G3, 1479 nucleotides long. Its product is annotated as protein ubiquitination. The transcript has a single exon. The record is from RefSeq and is a predicted model, not a curated record. Lineage: Eukaryota; Parabasalia; Trichomonadida; Trichomonadidae. Bases 1 to 1479 code for a protein of 492 amino acids. Gene Ontology annotation, molecular function: protein binding.